This is a messenger RNA of Pteropus alecto (black flying fox), 1958 nucleotides long. It is a transcript of the gene SERGEF, whose product is annotated as secretion regulating guanine nucleotide exchange factor. The record is from RefSeq and is a predicted model, not a curated record. The coding region runs from base 601 to 1935 and encodes 444 amino acids. The transcript is spliced from 11 exons. Lineage: Eukaryota; Metazoa; Chordata; Mammalia; Chiroptera; Pteropodidae.
GGCCCGGGCCGCUGGGACUCGGGGCUCCGCCGCUGGGAGCUCUGGGCCUCGGCGUGGGCGAUCCUGGGCUGCGCGGCCGGGUCCGAGCCCAGCUCUAGCUCUGGGUUGGAGGAUCCUGGCCGGAUUCGAUUGAUGAGAGGGAGGGGAGGGAAGAGUCUUCACGGCGUGACUUAGGGGUCCUGCUGGCUGUUGGGGUCCGGACCCGAGGGGCUGCGGCGCGGUGAGAAGAGCCUGCCUCCAGGGCAGAGCGUCAGGUUCCGCGAGAGCUUCGAGAAAGACAGCGUGGAGGGCUCUGACAGGACGGGAUCGCUGGGUGUCACAGUCCUGUGGUGCCACCUGUGCUCCCCACCCGCCCACUGCCCGGAGGAUGGAGGCCUUUCUCCAGCCCUACCUCUCCGGCGGGAGCAGCCUUUGAUUUGAGGCCUGCGGUGUUUGGCGGUGCACCAGGCAGAGACCCUGCAUAGUUACUGAUAUUCUAUUGUGACCGGGUCUUGCCUGUAUGGGAGCGUGGGCAUCUGCGCUGGUGUUGCUUUGACAGAAGCACUGAGACAGUCAUCUUUUUGUGUCGUGGCUGGGAGAGAUGCACGGGAACAAGCAGACAUGGGUGCAAAUAGCUAUGGGCAACUUGGCCUUGGCCAUAAGGAAGAUGUGCUUUUGCCUCAGCAACUGAGUGACUUCUGUGAACCUGGGCGUGUCAGGAGAAUCACAGGAGGAGGAGGCCACUCUGCUGUUGUCACAGAUGGAGGAAGCCUUUUUGUUUGUGGCCUGAACAAAGAUGGGCAGUUGGGGCUUGGUCACACAGAGGAUGUUUUAUAUUUUACUCCCUGUAAAUCCCUCCUUGGCUGUCCCAUCCAACAGGUGGCCUGUGGCUGGGACUUUACCAUUAUUCUCACAGAAAAUGGGCAGGUUCUAUCAUGUGGAUCUAACUCCUUUGGCCAGUUAGGAGUUCCUCAUGGGCCUCGAAGAUGUAUGGCUCCCCAGGCCAUUGAGUUCUUGAGAGAGAAGGUUGUUAGUAUUGCUGCUGGACUGAGGCAUGCAUUAGUUGCUACAGCAAGUGGCCUCGUGUUUCAGUGGGGAACUGGUCUGGCAUCAUCUGGACGGCGGUUGUGUCCUGGACAGAUUCUCCCACUGUUUUGGACAGCAAAGGAACCCAGCAGAGUGACAGGCCUAGAGAAUUCUAAAGCAGUAUGUGUCGUUGCCGGCGCAGGUCACUCAGCUUCAGUGACAGAUGCAGGAGAGCUGUAUGUUUGGGGAAGCAACAAGCACAGGCAACUGGCUUCCCAGGCUGCUUUCCUUCCUAUGCCCCAGAAAAUAGAAGCACAUUAUUUUCAGAAUGAAAAGGUCACUGCCGUUUGGAGUGGGUGGACACACUUGGUCGCUCAGACAGAAACUGGCAAGGUGUUUACCUGGGGCCGAGCAGACUAUGGUCAACUAGGGAGGAAGUUGGAGUCUUGUGAAGACUGGACACGGGAAAAGCAGGGUUCAUCCCUCCCCUGCUCAAGACCACAGAAGAGCACGCCUUCGUCUCUGCAGUGCUUAACGGGAGCAACUGAGGUCUCUUGUGGCUCAGAGCAUAAUCUGGCAGUGAUUGGUGGGGUGUGUUACUCUUGGGGCUGGAACGAACAUGGCAUGUGCGGGGAUGGCACCGAAGCCAACAUCUGGGUCCCGAAGCCCGUGCAGGCUCUGCGGUCAUCGUCGGGACUUCUUAUAGGUUGUGGGGCUGGCCACUCCCUGGCCCUCUGCCACCCGUCAGUCCUCCCUACACUGGGCCAGCACCCCAAGUUCACUGGCCCUUCCCCGGAUGCCACCGAGGACGCCAGAUCUCAGGAAGCCCUGGACAAUGAGAGAAACUGGAAGGAAAGACAACCAGAAACCUCUACCCAAAGUCGAUCUGACAAGUGCAGAAAUGGGGGGCUUGUGACAGAGACCCUUUAAUAAAGUGUUUUUUCUCACUCAAA